Paramacrobiotus metropolitanus is the source of this 2891-nucleotide messenger RNA. Its product is annotated as E3 ubiquitin-protein ligase RLIM-like. The transcript is spliced from 9 exons. The coding region runs from base 258 to 2480 and encodes 740 amino acids. NCBI's taxonomy places the organism in Eukaryota, Metazoa, Tardigrada, Eutardigrada, Parachela, Macrobiotidae. The record is from RefSeq and is a predicted model, not a curated record.
UGCAGUCGAGGCUGUUUUGAUUUCUUGAACGCUGACAGCAGCUGCUCACAGGAGUCACAGCGCUUACAAGUCAAAAUGCAUUCCAGCAUAGGAACGAAAAUUACUAGCUCAGCCAGCCUGUGAUUCUUCCCAAGACCUUUUCACCUUUGGGCUCGCCGUUUUGUUUUUUUUUAAAUUUUUACUACAUUAUCAUCCCCUGUCUGAGUAACAUCGAUCUACCAGCGAACAGCGUGAGAGCUCCCUGAUCCACGCAGACGAUGGAUCAGUCUGCCGUUCUGCCAGGCAGCGACGAUGGUGGUGGUGGUGCGCCCUCGCUCCCCUCCUCCGCUGGCCUGUUCCAUCCCCUGUUCGAUGUUCUCCCAUCGCCGACCACAUCUCCGGUUCUUCCCGAAUCCCUGUUGAUGUCCACGGAGACGCUGCAUCCGCCGUUGCCUGUCUCGUGGCCGUAUGCGCAGAUGGAUCGCAAUGUCUCCGCUGCCGUGAUGGAGCGCAUUGCCUCGUCGCAGCAGCCUCUUACCAGUGAUUUUGUCUUUCCUUUCGGUUUCUCCAGUUCUUCUGCUUUUGGGCUUUCCGAUCCUGCAUAUAGUCUACCUCCAGAUGCUGUUGCUCACGCCAUAUUGCGAAAUACAUCCCCCGCAAACACGGGUGGAUACACCGGUGCCAGUAGCAGUGCCGGUGCUAUCAGAACGGCCGGAAUGAAUCAAGCAAGCACGAGCGCGUCUGUCGUCAUCACGCCGACUGCCCCGUCACAACCUGUCAACAUGCCACGGGUAAUGCCUGUACUGCGUGCGCCGUCGUCCACGGACGGAGCACGGCGUGAGCAGCGUCUGCAGUUGCAGUCACUGCUGCAGUACGUGGUGCCGUCGACCACCGGACGCCCCAUGGACGCCCGCUCGCCACCCGGUUCCCCCGUGAUGAUCCCCGGCGAGAUGGCGGUGGGACCGCCCAAUGUCAAUCCCUUCACUGGACCCACGAGCCGCCAGCGCGCCAGUGUUAUACAGAUGUCGCCGUCUGUUUCAUCAGCCGUCGACGUCUCCGGGGAACCUGCACGCGACAUUCAUCCGUCUCCUGUGCAGCAUCAGCACCAGCCGAGUGUACAUCCCUAUUUCCACAGCCGCAUCCACGAACUGGAGGCCAGCAGUCAUCGAUCUCAUCGUCUCGCCGUGCAGGAAUAUCUCCGCAGUAUGCAGCGAGCGCCGCGUGUACAGAUGUUGGCAGCAGGCGGACAAACCUCAUCUAGUCCGCGUGAUAUGGCGCCUGGCCACAAUACAUCGGGAUUGGCCAGAGCGGGGAAUGGUCGGGGAUCGGAGGCCGCUGGUGGGAGCACGGGAUCGUCUUCCGUUUCGGGAUCUGGGUCGCAUUCGCAUGGAUAUCGCGAACAUCGCUCACAGGUCAUUUACCACGAUGCUCUUGGUCGAUCCAUUCCUUUUUAUGCCAUUCAUCGUACUGAAAACCGUGCUCCGGUCACCGUGGCCACUGGCUCAUCCUCACAGACCUCCGCGGUGCCUUCUUACUCCGGAUUCUACCAGCCAGUCUUUCGCCCGGUGGACACGCGUCAGACGUCUCAGGCAUGGAAUCCCCCUUACGCUACCGGUGAAACCAAUGAUAAUCAAACAGAAACAUCAUCCGCGGGUCGCACCGCGGCUUUUGAGUCAGUCUCCCAGCGUCGCCAUGUGCGCGCCGGUACCUGUCCGUACGCGCGACCAUUGGCGGGCCCAGCGCGCGGUGAAGCACCACCGCGUUCCACGGUGGAAUGGAUUACCGAUAACGAAGCCAGCAGCAGUUCCAAUCGUGAUGUGGAGCGAUCUCAAGCAGCUUUGAUGGCAGCACAUGCUGUGCGGCAACACCGUGCCGCCCUCUCGAUGGAGGAACGCUCGGCGGCUUUGCGUCAGCGUCAGGAGCAUGUUACCGCGAGUGGUGAGCAGUAUCACGGCCGCAGUCCACAGGAGAUCUUGCGCGGACAGCAGAUGAGCAACGCCGAGCAGCGUCGCCGACUGAUCUACAUUCCACAGAAUCAGUCCCAUGCCGGCCCGCCGCCCUACGGCCGGAUCGCGGCCAGUCUCCUACAGUUCAUGGAUGCGGGGGCGAUUUUCAUGCACACCGACGGCGAACCAAAACUGAUCUUGGAAGAAGAUGUGAUUGCGGCGAUUGCCAUGGAUACACAGUCUUUCGAAUUUGAUAAUCAGUUCCCAUAUAAUGAGGAGUGCAUUAUCUGUUUUGAAGAGUUUGAACUGAAACAGGAAGUUCGGGUGCUUUCUUGCAAUAAAACUCAUCGCUUCCACAAGCACUGCAUCGAUAAAUGGCUAAUCAAGAAUAAGCCCAACUGUCCCAUCUGCCGGCAGAUCCUGCCCAGUCUCAAUCAACCCAAAGACGCCGUGGUCAGCGGCAGCGGCCUGGCUGAUCACCAUCCGCUGGCACACGAUCCGGCCGUAGUGAUGGCCGGGCCCUCCAUCCCCAUCCCGGCUGAUGAGUGGAACUGAGAGGAAUGCCUGUUUCUCUCCCUGUACACACAAAUUAUAUUAUAUUGAUCCGGCUGCUGUUUGUAGAUGAAAAAAUUAUUAUUUUGAAUUGUUUUGUUUUUGUCUCUGUUAGUGCGCAUGAUUGUCAGUUGAUUGGUUUGUGAGAGAUGAUGUUUGAGAAUAUUCGUUCGGUUUGCUGCUGUUUUUGUAAGGGGAUCAUACGACUGUUUGCCGUUUGGAGGUUUAGGUUAUUUUUUUGAUUUAAUCAAGUGUGCUUAAUUUUAGCGUGGUUGAUGCUGCAAACCGGGGUGGUUGAUGUUUGUAUGUUACUUUAUUUUUGUUAUGGUGUUGGUCAUGGUUGUGUUUUAUCAUAAUUUCGAAGAUGUAUAUCUUAGAAAUGGUAAAAAAAUCAUUUGAACCAACAAACAUCUG